This is a messenger RNA of Chanos chanos (milkfish), 3525 nucleotides long. It is a transcript of the gene itga2.2, whose product is annotated as integrin, alpha 2 (CD49B, alpha 2 subunit of VLA-2 receptor), tandem duplicate 2. Gene Ontology annotation, molecular function: integrin binding. Gene Ontology annotation, cellular component: integrin complex; external side of plasma membrane. Gene Ontology annotation, biological process: cell-matrix adhesion; integrin-mediated signaling pathway; cell-cell adhesion. NCBI's taxonomy places the organism in Eukaryota, Metazoa, Chordata, Actinopteri, Gonorynchiformes, Chanidae. The record is from RefSeq and is a predicted model, not a curated record.
AUGUCAGAGAUGUUCAGGGCUUUUGACCAGUCUGAGGCUUUUAAUGUGGGGACAACAGGAGCUAAAGUAUUCUCUGGACCAGCAGUGGAAGAAUUUGGAUAUACUGUGAAGCAGUUCAGCAAUCAUCAAGGCAAAUGGUUACUUGUGGGUGCUCCAUGGAGUGGCUACAAACAGAACAGGAAAGGAGAUGUCUAUAAGUGUGAGAUCAUGGGCCCUGGAUCUAGCUGUGAGAGACUUAACCUUCAGAACUCUGUCAACAUAAACACUGUGAACAACAUCAACACCAACAUGAGUCUUGGUCUGACCCUCACUCGCACGACCAAAAACGACGGAUUCAUGACUUGUGGUCCUCUCUGGGCUCAACAGUGUGGCAGCCAGUAUUUCUACCCAGGAGUCUGUGCUGAAGUGAAACCGCUUUUCUCUCCUCUUCCUGCGUUCUCUCCUGCAUUGCAGACUUGUGGUGGUCCGAUGGACAUUGUCAUUGUUCUGGAUGGUUCCAACAGUAUAUAUCCAUGGAACCCUGUGGUAACCUUCCUCGAAAAACUGUUAGAGAACUUGGACAUUGGACCCAGUAACACCCAGGUCUGUAUCAUUCAGUAUGGUGUUGAUCCUUCUUUUGAAUUCUACCUGAGUUCCUAUAAGACAAAAGCAUCAAUUGUUGAGGCUGCUUCUAAGAUAAAACAGAAGCAAGGACUGGAGACAAACACCUUCAAUGCUAUUGAGUUUGCCAGGGCGAAUGCGUUCCUGCCGAGUAAUGGAGGUCGUCCAGGGGCAACUAAAGUGAUGGUGGGGGUGACUGAUGGAGAGUCUCAUGACCAGGCAUUGAGAGACAAAGUUAUACAGGAGUGUGAGAAAGAGAAGAUAACUCGUUUUGGAAUUGCUGUACUAGGUUAUUACCUGAGAAAUGACAUUGACACCAAAAAUCUCAUCAAGGAAAUUAAAUCAAUAGCCAGUGUCCCAACAGAGAAGUACUUUUUCAAUGUGUCUGCAGAGGAGGUUCUCUUUGAGAUAGCCGGGACUCUGGGAGAUCGAAUUUUCAACAUAGAGGGCACUGGUAAAGGGGGAGAUUUCCAAAUGGAGAAUGUCCCAAGUUGGUUCAGUGCACAUCAGACUAGUAAAGAGGAUGUCUUUAUGCUGGGUGCUGUUGGAGCCUAUGGAUGGAGUGGAACUGUAGUUCAUCAAAGUGCCCAGAAGUCAGAAAUUUUCCCUAAAAGUGCAUUUGAGAAAAUUCUGGAGGACAAGAACCAUAGUUCAUUACUGGGUUACUCAGUGACCACGCUGACUGAUGGCUCCUCUGAGUACUUUGUGGCCGGUGCUCCUCGCUCUAAUCACACUGGACAGGUGAUAGUGUACAUAAUCAACAGCCAAAAACAGCCCGUCAUCAUAGACUCACAGAGAGGACAUCAGAUUGGCUCCUACUUUGGCAGUGUGCUUUGUCCUCUGGAUGUGGAUGGUAAUGGUGUUACUGAUGUGCUUUUGGUUGGAGCUCCUAUGUUCAUGAGUGACCAAAAAAAGGAGACAGGAAAAGUCUAUCUUUUCUCCAUCACCAAGGGUCUUUUGAGUGCUGCUGGAUCUCUGGAGGGUCCUUCUCCAUCAGUGGACGCUCGGUUUGGGUUUGCCAUCUCGGCCAUGCCUGACCUUAACCUGGAUGGCUUCAAUGAUGUGGUGGUUGGAGCCCCACUAGAGGACAAUAACCAUGGAAUUAUUUACAUUUAUUAUGGAGAAAAGAGAACUAUCCUGAAACAAAGCUCACAGAAAAUCUUUGCAUCAAAACUGGACCCAGGCCUGCAGUACUUUGGGCGAUCCCUGGAUGGCAGCGGAGAUCUUAAUGCUGAUACAAUCCCAGACAUCUCGGUGGGGGCAUAUGGGAAGGUGAUCCAGCUUUGGUCCAGAGGAAUUGCAGUUGUAACAGCGAAGAUGUCUUUUACCCCUGAGAAGAUUAGUGUUCUGAACAAACCCUGUUCCUUCGGUGGAAGAAUGGUAUCCUGUUUCAAAGCCAAUAUUUGCUUCAGGGCCACAUUCAGGCCCAGGACACGAGCGGGACCUGUAGAAAUCACAUACAAUCUGACUUUGGAUAAAGAUCUCCAGUCGUAUCGAGUCAGUUCAAGAGGCCAGUUCAUCAACUCAGAGCGUUUGUCCAGAAAGACAUUCAGUGUCACCACACAGGAGAUGUGUCAAGAGCACGAAGUCUACAUCCAGGAAGCCCCUGAUUUGGUCAACCCAAUUUCUCUGCAUGUGGAAGUUGUUCAACAACGUCCCGAUACCAAUCCUGUUCUGGAUGUUUUGAGUCCCAAUGCAUGGGAGUUUUUUUAUUCCAUUUCAAAGGACUGUGGUACUGAUGAAUUGUGUCGAAGUGACCUGAGCAUAAAUGUCAGAAGAACAGAUCAGCAGUCAAGUUCAUCUCCACUGUUGGUCACCUAUACCAAAAGAUUGUCUCUCACUGUGACUGUGAUGAACAGUAAGGAGAAUGCCUACAACACCAGAGUAUCUGCCAACUUCUCCAACAACCUAUACUACUCCUCCAUUACACCACCUGUUGAUGGGACAGAGGUCAAAUGCACCUUAACCUCAGAAUCCCUAACCUUGUACUGCCAGAUUGGAUAUCCAGUCCUCCAGAUGAACCAGGAGGUGACUUUUGAUGUCAAUUUUGACUUUAAUCUAAAGGAAACUCAAAAGGAUGCCAAAGUCAGCUUUCAGGUCCAAAGUGACAGCACAGAGGAAAUACCUUCAGACAAUAAGGUCUCCAUGUCCAUCCCUCUCCAGUAUGACUCUGAGAUCAUUCUCACCAGAGAUACAAAUCUGAAUGUUUAUUUUCUGGAUGAAGAGAGCAGUGUGAAGACAACAAUGACGAGUUUCAGUGAUAUAGGCCCAGAGUUUAACUUCAUUAUAAAGGUCUCUACAGGGAAUUUCCCUAUGAGUCUGGCUUACCUUACUGUCUCACUGCCCACAAAGACUAAGGAAGGAAACUCUCUGCUCUAUGUGACUGCUGUAAAUACAGAACCUGUUGCAAAUGUCCACUGUGAGACCAGCAGCCUGAUUGACCCCCUGAAGAUUAAAGAGAGACCAUACACAGCCAGCUUCUCCAAAGAGAACCUCAGAGGAACCAAGGAACUGAACUGUGAAACUGCAGUAUGUCAGCAAAUGAAAUGCACCCUGAAAGGCCUAGAGACGAAGAGUGAUUACUUUGUGAACGUUACUGCAUGGAUUUGGAAUGGCACUUUUGCCUCAGCAGAUUUUCAGUCUGUCUUAUUGACAGUGAAUGCAAUGGUAGAAACAUCUCAACCUGAUCUUCUACUCAUCAAACACAACAACCAGCAGGUUGUAGUCACUAUCAGUGAUCCCCGAGCAAAAAGGGACGUGCCAAUUGGUAUCAUAGUAGGCAGUGUGAUCGGUGGCCUGCUCUUACUAGCUGCUGCUGUUGCAGUGCUCUGGAAGGUCGGUUUCUUCAAGAGGAAGUAUACACAGCUGCAGAAGAACGCUGCCGAUGACGAGGAGACAGAGGGACUGCAGGCCAACACUGCCUGA